AUGCAGGUUAUCAAGUGUUUAGCAGCUGUGGCAUGGGAACCGAAUAAACCCCUAAGCAUCGAGACUGUGGAGGUUGCACCUCCUAAGACACACGAGGUGCGGGUGAAAAUCCACUCAACGGGGGUGUGCCACACAGAUUUGUCGACUUUGUCGGGUAUUAACCCCGAUGGUCCGGGUAACCUGUUCCCAACCAUCCUGGGUCACGAGGGCGCCGGGGUCGUCGAGAGCGUCGGUGAAGGGGUCACUAAUGUUAUGCCAGGAGAUCAUGUGAUCCCGCUGUGGCUGCCGCACUGCGGCACAUGCCAUAUGUGCCUGUCUGGAAAGACGAACAUAUGCGAAAAGGCAUUCGCGACUUUCCUGAGCGGGAUGCUCCUGGAUGGCACCUCCCGCUUCACCUGCAAUGGCAAGAUCAUCUACCACUACGUGGGCACCUCCACCUUCUCGCAGUACACUGUCCUCCCAGAUAUAUCCGUUGUAAAGGUGAACCCAUCGGCCCGCCUGGAUCGGGUGUGUUUGAUUGGCUGUGGGAUCCCGACAGGGUAUGGGUCUGUCUUGAACACAGCGAAAGUGGUGGAGGGCUCAUCGGUGGCAGUCUGGGGACUGGGCACCAUAGGCCUCGCGGCUGUUAUGGGGGCCCGGAAAGCCAAAGCCAAACGCAUAAUUGGCAUUGAUAUCAACCCUGAGAAAUUCCAUAUCGGAAAAAAGUUUGGGUGCACGGAGUUCGUGAACCCAAAGGAUCAUGGAGAUCGUCCAAUUCAGGAAGUCCUUUCGGAAAUGACAGAAGGUGGAUUGGAUUAUACCUUCGAGUGCAUAGGAAACGUUCAGACAAUGGCAAGUCCUCCUAGGGUGGCGCUGGAAUCACUGCGUAAAGGCUGGGGAGUAUCGACGAUCGUUGGAGUUGCGCAGAGGGGACUGGAGAUCUCCUUCACUCCUUUUGAGCUUCUCGUCGGACGAAGGUGGACCGGUUCCUUAUUUGGAGGUCUGUCUGAUGAAUUUCUUUUAAAAGCACGAGAUACAUUCGUUUUUUUGCUCAUUUUCCAAGUUGUAGGGCAGCUGUCUUAA
Darwinula stevensoni is the source of this 1062-nucleotide messenger RNA. Lineage: Eukaryota; Metazoa; Arthropoda; Ostracoda; Podocopida; Darwinulidae. The record is from the annotation of a GenBank genome assembly.